This is a messenger RNA of Aphanomyces invadans, 1817 nucleotides long. RefSeq lists its product as hypothetical. The transcript has 9 exons. NCBI's taxonomy places the organism in Eukaryota, Oomycota, Saprolegniomycetes, Saprolegniales, Verrucalvaceae. The record is from RefSeq and is a predicted model, not a curated record. The coding region runs from base 20 to 1723 and encodes 567 amino acids.
CGUUGUUGACGAAGGCGACAUGGGCGGCAAGAAACCGAUGAACGUGCAGCACAACCGAGGCACGUGGAGCCACUUUCCAUCGCAUCACCAUGCGACUGCAUCUCCGAUGGCCCACGAUAGCUACGCGCUCUCCAAUACCGGCGGUGGCAUGCUGGGCCACUCGACAGGCCUCGCGUAUGACGUCGGUCUCCUCGACUUGGGGCCGCACCCAUCGCCAUCUGUCGGCGGCGCGUUGCAUGGCGUUCCAGGCGGUGCGUUGCAUGGCGCGAUUGGGUCGACGCGGUCGUCGUCGGCGUUUUACGCGGAGGAACAUGACACACAGGAUAUUGACAUGAAGGUCAUGGAACUGGUCGAUGUCAUCGGAAUGCGCAUGCGACGUCAACUAAAGCCAAUGGUGCAAGCCACGUCGGCGGGCAGAUGCUCAUGCAGCGACGACGUUGCUGCGCUUCAGUCGACUGUUGCCGCCAUGCAGCAGCAGAUCCAGCAGCUAUUGCAGGAACGCGACAAGCCGGCCACUCCCGCCGUCGACCAAGCCGCGUCCCCCACCGUCAGCGCGCUGUCCGACCGUGUGUCCACGUUGGAAGGGCGGCAAUCAGCGUUUCAGUCGCAAAUGGCGCAGCUGUGCAAAUCUCUCGGCACAGUUCCCACGGGCAAGAAUGCGGCGGGGAAGCCAGGCGGCAUUGCAUUGCCCAAGCCGCUGCUUCAAGAGCUGCGCGAUGAAUUUGACCAAAAGCUGGCGGCGGCCACAGUCAAGCUCGAGACGGCCAUGAACAAACAGAUGAGCAGCGCCAUGUCGAGCAUGGAGCAGCACAUUUUGAACGACAUUGGAGGUUGCGCAAAACAACCUGAUGGCGGCGUCUCUCACACUGCUGCCACACUAGGUCGAUUCAAAUCCAUGACAGCGAUGCAAUACGAUGACAUCCUGAGCCUUGUCGCGAGUGAGACCGACAUGGGCGUUCAAAACACCAAGCAGUGGUUCGAAGACCGAUGUGCCCAAGAAGCCAAGCACCGAAUGGGCUUGGAAGCGCGGAUGAUGGGGCAAUUUGAUGCGCAUGCGGAAUGGCUUCAGCAGCUCGAGGGGCUGUGCGGCUCGUGGCAUGCGAGCCAGACACAAGUGGAGUCGCUAGCGACACAAGUCGCCCAACUUCAGAAGAAAGCGGCAUCGACUAACACGGCAACGUCACCGGGGAACCAUGCACAGGCCUUAUCAACGGAUAGAAUGUUGCACCAGAUACAGACGCAGAUGAAGCACGUGAUGCAAGACACAAAGAAUGCGAUCGAGAGCGUCGCCUUGAUGGAAACCCGCGUGAUGCAAGCGGCCGACGCGAGUGACGAGUCCAAGAAAAAGGUCGCGGGGUUACAGAAACUAGUGGAGAAGAUGAUGCGCGACCAGGGAUCGGUUGAAAGCAUGCUGCAGCAAUAUGUUAGCACCAUCACGCACCAAGUUGCGAGCGUCACAAGGCAAUACGUGUCGGUGCGCAUCCGAGACAACAACCGCCUUUUGGACGCGACCCUUCGUGCGCGAAUCCCUGCAUAUGUUGAGAACGAGCACGAAAACUUCAUGCUCGUGCGGCCGAACACCAACUCGUCGAUGCAAGGAUCGAACAAGGCAACUCCAGAACUGGACGUGGAAGAAGCUGUGGUGCUUCGGGACAGCGGCGGUCGAGACACGGCCGACGCGCUGUUGCAGAGCGUGUUGAAACUGGAAAUCGACCACACGUAACUGCAACAAUGGAUACCCUCUAUAAAUCCAUACCAGAUCGCCUCUAGCUCGGAUGUUUUGAUAACCUCUUUAAAUAUAUACCUUGUACAAGUUA